UUUUGCUCCAGUGCCCGGCGCUCCUUCCCGGCAUGUGAAGCCCCCAGGCGCCCGCGCAGUCGCCAGGUUCGCCCCGAGAGCGUGCGGGUGCCGCGGGCCGAGAUGCUCCUCCGGGACUUGGUGCUGCGCCGGGGCUGCUGCUGGCCUUCUCUGCUGCUGCACUGCGCGCUCCACCCGCUCUGGGGCUUCGUGCAGGUGACGCAUGGUGAGCCCCAGAAGUCCUGCUCCAAGGUGACCGACAGCUGUCAGCACAUCUGCCAGUGCCGGCCCCCUCCCUUGCUGCCCCCGCCACCCCCGCCCCCACCGCCUCCCAGACUCCUCUCCGCCCCCGCCCCCAACUCUCCCUCGUGCCCCGUGGAGGAAAGCUGGUGGUCAGGGCUGGUGAUCGUCAUCGCUGUAUGCUGUGCCUCCCUGGUGUUUCUCACUGUGCUGGUCAUCAUUUGCUACAAAGCCAUCAAAAGGAAACCCCUGAGAAAAGAGGAGAACGGCACCAGUGUUGCUGAGUAUCCCAUGACCUCCUCGCAGAGCAACAAAGGCGUGGACGCGAACAGCGCCGUGGUGUGAGUCUGCAGACCCCGACAGGCUGGCCAGAGGGUCACAUUGCAGCGUUAGCGGACACGGGAAGGCAGGAGGACACGAGCUGACUCUGGGCUUGUCCAGGACUUCCGAAGGAGAAACCGUCCCAUUCCCAGCCCGCCCUGGUCAGUGCGCGGACAGGGGCAGCACGGACACCAGGCUGCGCCGGGCUCACCUGCAUGCGGCACCGGGGGCAGUGCCGCCACACCCGCUCUUCGCCUCUCUUCUCCAUCUUGUAUUUGAUCUGCUGUCUCCCAGCUGCGCUCUGACCCAGGCAGGGAGUCUCUGUCUGCAGGGGUGGGGGGCGUCCUACCUUACUCAAGAGAAAGGUGAUCCAGGAGUCACUUGCCUUUCAGAAAACGCCUCCUCCCCCCCAGGAAGACUGUCUGCUCUCCAUUCACCAUGCGUCCCAACAGAAGCCAUCAGCAGAGCCAUGAGAUGUCCCCUUCCAAAGGUGCUUCCCACACAUCUGUCUGUCACCCCAUUGGCGACUGUCUUUAGUCUUCAGGGCCUGCCUCCUUCCUUCCUGUUCCCUCCCACAUCCCAGGCCUCCGGCCCUUGACUUCUGACCCCUGCCACGGCAGGCUGUGACCCCAGCCUGCAAGGUCCCCUCCUGCCUGAGCAGACGGAGGGGCUCUUUUAUACCCAGAGCCGAUGUCUGAUCUUCCAAAGGCAAAACAACUCACUGAACGCCAGGCCAAGGACCAAGGAAGCAAAGAUCCUCGUGGAAACUGAUGCCUCCACAUGAGCCAGGCCCUGCCUUCAUCUGGCAGAGACCACCACUCCUGCCAAGCCCAGCACUCUGGGUUAGGCUGACCCCGCCUGGCGCUGGGUCUCCCCGAUGCCCCCCUAAGGCCCUGACCAGGUACUCAGACCCUCUCUGGAGAGUCCCCAGCCUGCCCUCACCCAGAAGGAGGUGGUGUUCUCCCAGCGGCCCCCUUUGAAUGUCUUAUGUUCUAAAAGUGUUGAAAACGUCUGAGGGGUUGGUGGGCGAAGGGGAGGGAGAGAGAGAGGGGACUGUCCAGACCUGGUCAUCCCCCGGCCUAUUUCCCAGGUGGCCACUUGCCCUGUGGGCACAUCACUAGGCCUGUGGGGACAGCCGCCUGUGGUCUACCGUCUCCUGGAUUGGGGAACACUCCUGAUGCUGUGGUGCCCAACCCCCCACACACUUGCUCCGAAGGAAGACACACUUAACAGUCCGCUCUGUCCAGGUGGACGCUGUCCACUUUUCAGACUCCCAGUGUGGUUCUCUGAAGGGUAUUUGGGCCACGGUGAGAUUUGCCUUCCAGGUAAGCCUGACAGGACAGUAAACAAGUCCCCGUUUAGGCUGGACCCUGGGAACCCACCUUGUAAAAUCCCUUUGCUCCUGGAGCUGCCUGUGAUCCACUGUGCUCAGAGAGCAGAGGGGAGGUGAGUUUGCCGUGACCCUCACUGGGUCCUCCCGCAGGACAGCAGAAGCGGCUGAGGUCAGACCCAGGCCUGCACUCUCCCAGAAAGGGUUCUUUCUUUAGGGUUUUUCUUCUGUGUGAGCUCCUGGUUUUGGUUUUGGGUUGGAUUUUGCUUUCCCUGCGUCCCUUAGCAUGCCACAGUGCCACCAAUGGCCUUUGUCCCUACCCCGAGCUGGUGACACAAGGCCAGAGGGUGUGGGGUCCGCAGCAAGGCGCUUUCCCUUACUGCCUAUAGCCUGCCGCUGGGUCCCCUGCGUGUUUCCUGAGCAGACAGCCAGGCAGGACCCCAGCUCUAUGCACACGCCACCUUGGGCUAGAAGUGAUGGGAAGGCACCUUCUGUCAGAGGGGAAGAUCCUGGCUAAGGGGUCAUAAGUGAUGGGCAUCCAGCCUGGGGAGACGUCAAGGGAGGCAGGGCACAACCCAGCUUUGCCCCACUCCGUGGGUCCCACCUUCCCUUACCCUGGCUGAAACCUGGGACUUUACACUUGGCCUCACCCUUCAGGGCUUCCCAACCAUCCGCCCUUGGCAUCCACCUCGCUCCGGGGCCAGUAGCCCCUUCCCCAGGGGCUCAGCCAAGGCUCUGUGAAAAGUUUGUGCAUCAAUCCCCCCCACCCCCAAAUAGGAUUUGUAAAGUCUUUUCUUGCUCAGCUAAAGAAAACCAAGAGAAGAACCCAGUUUUUUAAAAAGAAUUCACAUGAGAAUUCAAGCCCCCAAACCUAGAGCUGGUCAUUUGGAUACUGUCACGUGUGCCAUGGGAGAGCCUCGCUGGAUUUUUUUGCUUAAGUGACAAGAAGCAUCCGGAAAACCACACCAACCUGGUAUCUCAAAUCAGAACUUUUAUUUAAGGAAUGUAUCUGCAGCCCCUAAACGCAGACCAAUCUUCAGGCUAGCCCAAACUUUGAGGUCAAGAACGAAAUGCGCAUUUCUUCUCUGCAUUUUCUCCAGUAGAUACUUUUUAACUGUCUCCUAGUUGAGCCCAACAUAGAACGGCAUAUAGGAUCUCCCAGAGUUUUUAGGUGUUACUUAGAAGCUUCUAAAGCAAGUUUUGGAAGAAAGACUAAUAGCUGUAAAAAUAUAGACAUAUAUAUUAUAUAUAGUUAUAUAUAUAUUUAAAGAGAUAUCUAUAUAUACAAUUACUGUACUCUCUGAAUCUGUACAGAGUCCGACUUAAACAGCCCAGGUGGUAUGGGAUAUCUAAUGCAUGAAUGUAAAUAUCCUGAGAUCCGCCUUCCAUUCCAUGUGCCGUGUGCACACAGGGAGAAGACUCAUGUCUCUCGUUCUGUCUCAAUGGACAAAUGUGCAAGUUGGUGCCAUCUUGUCCACCAGCGAGCCACUGAUGUGGAUUCUGUGCUGAGACCACACAGGGAACAGGACUCGGGGUCGGGGGGGCGGACUGGAUGCUACUUACAAAGAAGAAAGUACCAUGCCUUUUUUAUUUUCAAUAAAAAUAUACUUAUAAAGAUGA
Messenger RNA from Suricata suricatta (meerkat), 3490 nucleotides. RefSeq names its product proline rich membrane anchor 1 (gene PRIMA1). Bases 103 to 564 code for a protein of 153 amino acids. NCBI's taxonomy places the organism in Eukaryota, Metazoa, Chordata, Mammalia, Carnivora, Herpestidae. The record is from RefSeq and is a predicted model, not a curated record. The transcript is spliced from 5 exons.